AUGUUCAGCAGACGCAGUACUCACCCUCCCUUCUGGGGCCUCAGCGGCCACCAUGAAGAACUGAUGCUUCAUCCCCGCGGGACCCCUCGAGGCGGAGGCAACAUAAAGCCUCCCACUCCGCAGUUCUCCUUCCCCCAGUUCCCCCGUCUUCCACGGGAUGUUCGCCUGCGGAUAUGGGAGAUGACCGUCGUGCCUCGCAUCGUCGAGGUCCGCGUAAACUACAGCAAGAACGAUGCGGAUCACGACCAGGCUAGCAAGAGAUUCACCAAAGUCACGCCAAAAGGAUACGAGGUGUUCCCGUUGUUUUCAUCUACACCGGUGCCGGCGCCGUUGCAGGCUUGUCAGGAGGCGAGGAAUUAUUUAGGGCAGUCUGAGGUGGGUUAUGAGAAGGCGUUUUGGGAUUUAGAUUUACCGGUUGCGAGGAAAGAAGCCGGUGAUGAACCUAAACCAGAAAACGAGGAACCCACAUCGGAAACUGAGAAACGUUCCAAACCAGAGGACACCGAACAGCACCAACAACAAACAGAACUAUCACCAAGCCCAGACCCAUUCGAAGAACCACCCCGUCAUCGUCCUUACGUAUGGAUGAACUUCCACAAAGACAUGCUCUCCCUCGGCCCCUCCCCUUUCCACCAUUUUUUAUCUUACUCCUCGAAAAUCAAAGCUCUUCGAUUCCAGCAAGACCUUCUUAGCAACGAAGAAGUGGCAGACCUCCGACUCAUCUCCAAGUUUACCAACAUCAAGGAACUCCACAUAAUCUGCGCCUACGGGCAGGAGGUUGACGACUGGGCGGGCGUGGAAACCGAGCUGGAUAUGAAAUUUCCUAUCCCCAGGUGGGACGUGCUGGUGAUUGCUCCUGGGGAUGAUUUGGUUGUGGAUGCGUAUGAGAUUGAUAUUUAUGACAAGGAGGAGGAGCGGAGGAGGAAGAGUCAGAGAUGA
Messenger RNA from Sordaria macrospora k-hell, 939 nucleotides. RefSeq lists its product as uncharacterized. The record is from RefSeq and is a predicted model, not a curated record. NCBI's taxonomy places the organism in Eukaryota, Fungi, Ascomycota, Sordariomycetes, Sordariales, Sordariaceae.